UCUCGCUCGCACGAGCCUGGAACAGAGAGAGAAACGUAUGCUAUAUAAACAGAAGCGAUGAGAGGAAAAUUAUCAUUUACAUCUGAGCCACCUUCACGAUGACUUCACAAUCAACAUCUUCUCCAUCAUACAUCCUGCCGGAUAGCCCGCCGCAGCGCGUGCUCAACUAUUGGCAGCAGCAGAAAGCUCGCAGCUCGGCUGCCACCUCCGCUGCCACGGCUGCCGCCUCCGCUGUCUCCCCAGCCUCCUCCUCCGCCUCACCCCUGAAGAGACAGGGAAUCUACGUUCAACGAGAGAGGGGUGAGGAGAUCGUGAUUCCGGACAGUCCUCUGCCACAAUCUACACCGACUACCUGGGCGCCGCGGCGUGCGGUGCUGACAACGCUGAGCAACAACAUCAAGCAGAAGCAGGGGAAGAGGAGGCUAGUUUUCGAGGACGAGGGCGUGCUCACUCAAUCAAAGAAACGUGUGCCGGAAGAGCACGAGAACUCAUCCAUAGUGCCGCUGAUGGAGGAGGUGCAACGAAGGGAGGAGGAGGAGGAGGAGGAGGAGGAAGUGGAGAUAGAGAACGAGAUGGAAUCAGAGAACUUCCUGAGAUUAUUAAAUAGUCGGACUGAGAAGCCAUGGACGCCUCUGCGUGAGCUGGAAGAGGGCUUACCUUAUCCAAUAUGCGACGUGAGAGAGGCGUCCAACCAGCACGGACGGCGAAUUGUGCUCAAAAUCCGGGUACCGGGGCUAAGAACAACGGAUGUGUAUCUUCCAGAAAGAUUUAGCCGGAUUUUGAGCACAAAAGACAUUGAAAAUUUCAAAAUAAAGUGUAAAACAUUAUCUCUGUUUGUAAAGCAUGUUAAUGCUUUCAUCACCGACAUAAAAAUUGUUAAAUUCUAAUGUCGGUAAGCAUCUAGCAUUAACAUGCUUUACAUGUUAUUAUUAUGUAUGUGUGAAUAGAUAAAUAAAAUGUAAUAUUGUUUCUAUAAAAAUUGUUUUCAAUUCUUACCUGUUGUUGUUGUUGUUGAUAAGUUCGUAAUGAAUAGUAGAAACACGCAGAAGAAGAAAUGCUGCUUCACCUGCUCUGUUGUGAAUGAUAUUUAAAUAA
Messenger RNA from Nilaparvata lugens (brown planthopper), 1095 nucleotides. RefSeq lists its product as uncharacterized. The transcript is spliced from 2 exons. NCBI's taxonomy places the organism in Eukaryota, Metazoa, Arthropoda, Insecta, Hemiptera, Delphacidae. Bases 99 to 887 code for a protein of 262 amino acids. The record is from RefSeq and is a predicted model, not a curated record.